AUGAAGACGAUUCUGCUCCGAGAGGUGGACGUCCACGCCGCGCGCGUCAUUGCCCCCGACAGACAGAGGCCCUCUUCUGUCUACGUGUUUGCCCUCCGGCCGCGCUAUUGCAGCCACCGCGACGCCGUCGGACCCGUUGCUCGACGACAGGACUUGGACCGCGUCGAGUUGACGGCCGAUUCCCGCCACGUGCCAGUGAUCCACGAGGUGCGCCGCACGUACAGUCAGUGCCGCACACUGUCUCGGGACCUCCAGCGCUUGACCGACUGCAAGAAGGACCGCGCGUGCUGCUGUGCUCGGGGGUCGUGUCUUUUCUGGUCGCUGUCGUUCGUGCUCGACGGCCUCAAACUCCCCAAGCGGACGACGCUGUUCCGCCGUACGAGCGACGCGGCCCACACAACGCUCGCGCUCAAUGCGUUCGUCGGCUCAGUGCUGUCCCACCUGCGGACAAACUACCGCGUCGACCACUUUCGCAACGACGACGAGCGCCAGUCGGACGUCCGCCCGUGCAAAGUGCUCCACCGGCUCUGCCAGUUCUUCGAACUCGACCAGACGCACGUGGCGCAGCGGCUGCUCGAGAGCACCGACCGCCGCGCGUGCAAAAUGAAUCUUCGCGGCUGGCAGUCCGACCGGUGCAAUUUGUACUUCCAGUCCGAGACCACCGACGGCGGCGGCGACGCUCGUGGCGGACGCGACCCCACGUCGAUGGACUUGUCGCACGCGCCGGUCGCGUCCGACGUGGACGAGAAACAGGCGACGACCGCUAAUACGUCGGACGACGACGGCCAGUGGUCGGCCUGA
This is a messenger RNA of Hyaloperonospora brassicae, 801 nucleotides long. The record is from the annotation of a GenBank genome assembly. Lineage: Eukaryota; Oomycota; Peronosporomycetes; Peronosporales; Peronosporaceae.